AUGGUAACGGUCACCAGAAGUCUCUAUUGUGGAAAUGACCAAAAGGCCUCCCUUGUCAGCAUAGAAGUCGACAAUCAAGAUGACGUCAGUUCAGAUGACAGUGAAGAGGAUGACACAGAUGUGGAUAGUGAUGAAGAGGAAGAAGAAGAAGAAGAAGUAAAACCCAGUAAGUCUACAAAAAAAACAACUACAGUAAAAAGGCACAUAAAGGAUGCUGAGGAAGACUCACAAAGUGUGGCCAAAAAAAGAGGUAAAAAGAGCAAAGAAGAAAGUGAAAAUGGAAGGAGUAAAAAUAAGGAGGAUAAGCUAAAAGUAGACACUACAAAAAAUAAAAAGAACAGAAGAAAUGAAAAAACAAAAAACAACAAAUCUGAAGAGGAGGAAGAUGAAGAGGAAGAACAGCCUAAGCACAAGCAUAAAGGCAAACAUAGGAAGAAAAAAGAUAAGUCAGGAAGUUCAUCAUCAGAAGAAGACGAAGAUGUAAUAACUGAGGAAGAAUUGGCAAAUCUUAAAGAAGCAGUUGAAGAGAAAAAGAAGUCAAUUACUACCUUAAGAAAUCAGCCAUGGCGUAUGAAAAAGAAACUGGAAACACUAAAAGAAGCCCAGGAAUUUAUAGAGAAAUUUGAAGGUGCCCUUGGAAAGGGCAAGGGAAGAAAGUUUUAUGCAUAUAAGGUGAUGAUGCUCAAGAAAUGGAUGAAGUUUAAGCGGGAUUUUGAAAAUUUUAAAACUGCCUGUAUACCAUGGGAAAUGAAAAUAAAGGAAAUAGAAAGUCAUUUUGGGUCCUCUGUGGCUUCGUACUUCAUUUUUCUGAGAUGGAUGUAUGGGAUUAACAUGGUUUUGUUUGGUCUCACUUUUGGCCUUGUCAUGGUUCCUGAGGCACUGAUGGGAAAACCCUAUGGCAGUAUGCCAAGGAAAACUGUACCAAGAAGUGAAUCUUCAACAGCUAUGGACUUUGCAACUCUGUGGGAUUUUGGAGGUUAUGCACAGUACUCAGUGCUGUUUUAUGGAUACUACAACAAUCAACGUGCCAUUGGGUGGCUUAAGUUUCGUUUACCACUCUCCUAUUUUUUGGUUGGAGUUGGAACUAUUGCUUAUAGCUUCAUGGUGGUUAUCAGAACAAUGGCAAGCAAUGCCAAUCAAGAAGGUGGUGGGGAUGACACUAGCUUUAACUUUAGUUGGAAAAUGUUCACCAGCUGGGAUUAUUUAAUUGGGAAUCCAGAAACUGCUGAUAACAAGUUUGCUUCAAUUACCACUAGCUUUAAGGAAUCAAUUGUGGAAGAGCAAGAAAAUCGUAAAGAGGAAAAUAUUCAUUUGACACGGUUCCUGCGUGUGCUGGCUAACUUCUUAGUACUUUGCUGUCUUGCUGGGAGUGGAUACCUAAUUUAUUUUGUUGUGCGACGUUCUCAAAAGUUUGCACUGGAAGGACUAGAAAACUAUGGCUGGUGGGAGAGAAAUGAGGUGAACAUGGUGAUGUCUUUGUUGGGAAUGUUUUGCCCAACUUUAUUUGAUGUGAUCAGUGCUUUGGAAAAUUACCACCCACGCAUUGCCCUUAGAUGGCAGCUUGGACGAAUAUUUGCAUUGUUCUUAGGCAAUCUUUAUACUUUUAUUAUUGCUCUUAUGGAUGAAAUAAACUUGAAGCUGGAAGAAGAAGCAGUAGUUAAGUAUAAUAUGACAAUCUGGGAGGCCAAUCUUUAUAAUGGAACUUUGUCAGAAAAUUCCACUAGACCACCUAUUGAAGUUGACCCUGCUGAUGUGCCAAGGGGGCCAUGCUGGGAGACAAUGGUUGGACAGGAAUUUGUAAGACUGACCAUCUCUGACACCAUGACCACCUAUAUAACUAUCCUGAUUGGAGAUUUUCUUCGAGCUUUGUUUGUCAGAUUUAUUAAUUAUUGUUGGUGCUGGGAUCUGGAAUAUGGAUUUCCAUCUUAUGCAGAAUUUGAUAUCAGUGGAAAUGUGCUGGGUCUGAUCUUCAACCAAGGAAUGAUAUGGAUGGGGGCAUUUUAUGCACCUUGCCUUCCGGCCAUCAAUGUGCUACGACUCCAUGCAUCCAUGUAUCUUCAGUGCUGGGCAGUCAUGUGCUGCAAUGUUCCACAUGAAAGAGUAUUCAAGGCCUCCAGAUCUAAUAACUUCUACAUGGCAAUGUUGUUGUUUAUCCUUUUCCUGUCAACGUUACCUGCAGUUUAUACAAUUGUCUCCAUUCCACCUUCAUUUGACUGUGGCCCUUUUAGUGGGAAAAGCCGAAUGUAUAAUGUUAUCCAAGAAACCCUAGAGAACGAUUUUCCUGCCUGGUUUGGAAAAGUCUUCAGUUAUGCUUCAAAUCCUGGAUUGAUUCUUCCUUUCAUAUUGCUCAUGGUUUUAGGAAUAUAUUACCUGCAGUCUACUUCAAAAGCCUAUAAAGCAGCUAAUAUCGAAUUAAAAAAGAAACUUCAAAAUCAAAAUGAGGAAAAUAAAAGGAAGAAUAAAACUGCAGCUCUGAAAGCAGCCAGCGAGUUAGAAGAAGCCAAGAAUCUUGCUGCCCAAGCAAGACAGGAGAGCUUAGCAGUACAAAAUGGAUUUCAAGGUCAAAGACCAGGCAACAAAGAUUUAGAAAGGAACCAUCUAGGACAGAAUGGUGGAAAUUUAUAUCCACCUAGGGAGAGAGGAGUGCGGCCUGGGAAUCUUCAUCCUCCACAUAUUGCUGUGACUUCUCCCCCAGGAAGAAGAGUGCCUGGAAUGCAUGGAUAUUUGCCAGGAAAUCCUCACCACCAUGGACCAAGAACAUCACAACUUCAUCCUCAGUAUAGACAGGGAAUCUGA
Messenger RNA from Erpetoichthys calabaricus (reedfish), 2796 nucleotides. It is a transcript of the gene tmc1, whose product is annotated as transmembrane channel-like 1. Gene Ontology annotation, biological process: vestibular reflex; detection of mechanical stimulus involved in sensory perception of sound. Gene Ontology annotation, molecular function: mechanosensitive monoatomic ion channel activity. Gene Ontology annotation, cellular component: plasma membrane. The coding region runs from base 1 to 2796 and encodes 931 amino acids. NCBI's taxonomy places the organism in Eukaryota, Metazoa, Chordata, Cladistia, Polypteriformes, Polypteridae. The transcript is spliced from 20 exons. The record is from RefSeq and is a predicted model, not a curated record.